CGGCGAAGUCGGACCCCCUCUGGCAGAGCUCCGCAGUCCUCUGGCAGCCCUGCGGCUUCCAGGGCGUCGCGGCCGCGGCCGGGCAGCGCGGCUCCCAGAGGUGACCAUGGAAACGGGCGGCCUCCCCCUGGAGCUGUGGCGUGUGAUCUUAGCCUACCUGCAUCUUCCUGACCUGGGCCGCUGCAGUCUGGUGUGCAGGGCCUGGUAUGAGCUGAUCCUCAGCCUGGACAGUACCCGUUGGCGGCAGCUGUGUCUGGGCUGCACCGAGUGCCGCCACCCCAACUGGCCCAACCAGCCCGAUGUGGAGCCCGAGUCCUGGAGGGAGGCCUUCAAGCAGCACUAUCUUGCCUCUAAGACCUGGGCUAAGAACGCACUGGACUUGGAGUCUUCUAUCUGCUUCUCUCUGUUCCGCAGGAAGAAGGAGCGGCGUACCUUGAGUGUUGGGCCAGGCCAUGAGUUUGACAGCUUGGGCAGUGCCUUAGCCAUGGCCAGCCUCUAUGAUCGAAUCGUGCUUUUCCCAGGUGUGUACGAGGAGCAAGGGGAAAUCAUCCUGAAGGUGCCAGUGGAGAUUGUGGGCCAAGGGAAGUUGGGUGAGGUGGUCUUGCUUGCCAGCAUUGACCAGCACUGCUCAACCACCCGUGUGUGCAAUCUUGUCUUCAUGCCAGCCUGGUUCUCACCAAUCAUGUAUAAGACCACAUCAGGUCACAUCCAGUUUGACAACUGCAACUUUGAGAAUGGACACAUCCAGGUCCAUGGCCCAGGUACCUGCCAAGUGAAAUUUUGUACCUUCAAAAACACCCAUGUCUUUUUGCACAACGUGCCCUUAUGUAUGUUGGAAAACUGUGAAUUUGUGGGCAGCGAAAACAACUCUGUGACCGUUGAGGGUCACCCGUCGGCCGACAAGAACUGGGCCUAUAAGUACCUGCUGGGCCUUAUCAAGGCCUCUCCCAUCUUCCUCCCUGCAGAGGACAAUGACUUUUUAAUGUCCUUGGACUUAGAGAGCCGGGACCAGGCCUGGAGCCCAAGGACCUGUGACAUUGUCAUCGAGGGCAGCCAGAGUCCUACAAGCCCAGUCUCUAGCUCUCCAAAGCCAGGCUCCAAGGAGGGAGAGGUGGGCAGCGAUGGGGAGAGAGUGGCCCAGACUCCAGACAGCAGUGACGGCGGCCUGAGCCCCAGCGGUGAGGAUGAGGAUGAUGAGCAGCUCACCUACAGACUGUCCUACCAGGUGCAGGGCCCCCGCCCUGUCCUGGGCGGCUCCUUUCUGGGCCCUCCCCUACCUGGAGCAUCCAUUCAGCUCCCCAGCUGUCUAGUGCUGAACUCACUGCACCAGGAGCUGCAGAAAGACAAGGAAGCCAUGGCGCUAGCCAGCUCCGUGCAGGGCUGCCUUAUCCGCAAGUGCCUCUUCCGGGACGGGAAGGGCGGUGUCUUCGUCUGCUCUUAUGGCCGCGCCAAGAUGGAAGGAAACGUCUUUCGGAACCUGACUUAUGCAGUGCGAUGUAUACACAAUAGCAAGAUCGUCAUGCUCAGGAAUGAUAUUUACCGCUGCCGGGCAUCAGGCAUCUUUCUUCGACUGGAGGGUGGAGGCUUGAUCGCUGGCAACAACAUUUACCACAAUGCAGAGGCUGGCGUGGACAUUCGGAAGAAAUCCAACCCACUCAUCCUGUGUAACCAGAUCCACCACGGUCUUCGAUCUGGCAUUGUUGUCCUUGGCAAUGGGAAAGGUGUCAUCAGGAACAACCAAAUCUUUUCUAAUAAGGAGGCUGGCAUUUAUAUCCUGUACCACGGAAAUCCAAUUGUGAGCGGAAACCACAUCUUCAAGGGGCGUGCAGCUGGCAUAGCAGUGAACGAGAAUGGCAAAGGCCUCAUCACAGAAAACGUCAUCCGAGAGAACCAGUGGGGAGGUGUAGACAUCCGCCGAGGCGGCAUCCCAAUCCUCAGGAGCAACCUCAUCUGCUUCGGCUACUCAGAUGGUGUGGUCGUGGGGGAUGAAGGCAGAGGACUUAUAGAGGGAAAUACCAUCUAUGCUAACAAAGGAUGUGGCGUGUGGAUGAUGUCCUCCAGCCUGCCCCAUGUCACCAGCAACCACGUGAGCUACAACGGCCUGUAUGGGGUGGCAGUGUUCAGCCAGAAAGACGGCGAGUUCCCUGGGGGCCACGGGGCCCAGGAGAACUUCAGUGAGGACGGGGACGCCAUCCUCUGGGAGACGGAGCUGGAGAAGGAGGAUGACCCACUGCGCCGGCCCGUCACCGUAGCUCUUGUGGAGUCCAACAGUAUUAAUCACAAUGGAGCAUCAGGAAUCUUUGUCCAGAGCAGCGAGGCACUUCAGGUCACCGCCAAUGUGAUCCAUGCCAAUGGGGACAGAGGCGUCACCAUCGUUCAGAGCAGCCAGGUCACACGGGUGGCUAACAACAGCAUCUCCUGCAAUCGCCAGAGUGGGGUCAAGGUGGAAUUUCAAUGCAAGGUGGAGCUCCGGGGCAAUGGUAUCUAUGACAACAGAGGCCAUGGCAUCAUUACUAAGGGCGAUGGUACCGCUGUUGUGGAAAAUGACAUCAUCGGCAACCGCGGCAGUGGACUGCAGUUGCUGCCCAGGUCUGACACUAAGGUACUAAAGAACCGGAUCCACUCCUUCCGGGCCUAUGGCAUUGCAGUGCGGGGCCGUGUUAAGGCCCUGGUACAGGAGAACAUCAUCUUCCAGGGCAAGACCAACAAGACCAUCUUCCAGCAGAUCACAAACAACCGAGAGUGCAUCAUGCAAAACAACAAGUUCCUUGUCUUCAAGAAGAAGUCUGACACCUGGCGCCUGGUGAACCCACCAGCACGGCCCCACCUGGAAAACUCACUCCGGGGCUCCUCUGCAGCCCACAGUGGGCACAAGGUGGCAGCCAUGGCAACCAGGAUCACAGCCCGUGUGGAAGGUGGCUAUCACAGCAACCGUAGCAUCUUCUGUACCAUCCUGUAAGCGAGAAGGCCUGCCUCGGGCCCAGGCCCCGGACGGUGCACAGAGAGCUGCAGGCUGACUCCUGAGGUGGAAGUUAAGCCUGGGAAGUCUCCCAGACCCACCCCCAUCUUACAAACCACCACUCCUGAAGUGGGUCCUCGGCCUCCUGGGGCCUAAGAACGAGGAGGUACCUCUAGAACCCUUAGCUCCAAAACCUUGGCAGGAAGGAUCUUGGGACAUUUCCCCAGGCGCAGUUGGAGUGUCUCCGGUCACUCAGAGGUUAUGAAGAGCUGCAGAGACUUAAACAGUACACGCAGCUUUUAGGUCAGUUGUUCCAAGCUACAAAAGACCUCACUUUACACAGACCAAGCUGACUCUUCUCAGGGAAGAGAACGCUUACUUCUGAGCAGGAAGUAGCUGUGGUGAGGUGGACACAGCUACCCCUUUCCUGAACCUUGACUCUCUGGGUCCCUCUUGGGCCUAUGCCAGCCUCCCGGCCGCCCCUGGGAGCUGCAGUGUUUAUUAAACAGCUCUCCUAGACUA
Molecule: messenger RNA, 3481 nt
Organism: Rattus rattus (black rat)
Lineage: Eukaryota; Metazoa; Chordata; Mammalia; Rodentia; Muridae
Gene: Fbxo10
Product: F-box protein 10
Exons: 11
Coding region: 107-2959 (950 amino acids)
Biological process (GO): ubiquitin-dependent protein catabolic process; protein ubiquitination; regulation of apoptotic process
Molecular function (GO): protein binding
Source: RefSeq, a predicted model, not a curated record